Cuscuta campestris is the source of this 1689-nucleotide messenger RNA. Lineage: Eukaryota; Viridiplantae; Streptophyta; Magnoliopsida; Solanales; Convolvulaceae. The record is from the annotation of a GenBank genome assembly.
GUAUUUCAUUCCCCCCUUCAAUCAUUCUAUUCUAUAAUAUAUAUUCCUCUAUUUAAUUUACGAUGGGAGAUCACAAAAGAAUGCCAUCAUUGGAACUCAUGAAAAAAUUUCUCAUUUCCCUUAGACAAAAACACACAAAGCCUGGCUACCAUUUCUUGAUCUAUCUCCUCCUCCUAACCCUCCCUUUCUUAGGGACACUCACUUCCCACUGCUCUGCCCUUAACUUGCAGGACAUGGUCCUAAGCCUCAACCCCGGACAUGUCAUUGCAUCCUCAUGCCUUGUCCUUCUCUUGGGCAUGCUCUACUUCUUGACCAGGCCAAGGGACGUUUACUUGAUGGACUUUGCAUGCUACAAGCCCCCCCCUGCACUGAUGUGCCCUACGGAGAGGUACCUCGAGAGGUCAAGACAGGCCAACAUUUUCACAGAGGAGAAUCUGGUGUUCCAGAAGAAGAUCCUGGAGAGGUCUGGGCUGGGGCAGAAGACCUAUUUCCCAGAGUCCAUUUUGAGCGUCCCCUCAACGGCGUGUUUGGAUGUGGCCAAAAAGGAGGCUGCAGUGGUGAUUUUUGGGUGCGUUGAUGAACUGCUUGGGAAGACAGGGGUGGGGAGUGAGGAGAUUGGGAUAGUUAUUGUUAACUGCAGUUUGUUUAACUCAACCCCAUCUUUCUCUGCCAUGCUGGUUAACCAUUACAAGCUCAAGAGCAGUGUGAAGACCUUCAAUCUUGGUGGCAUGGGUUGCAGUGCAGGCCUCAUCUCUAUUGACCUUGCCAAACACCUCCUUCAGGCGACCCCGAACACGUGCGCCCUAGUAGUCAGCUUAGAGGUUCAGACACUCAACUGCUACUUGGGCAACGACCGCGCCAUGAUCAUGUCCAACUGCAUUUUCCGUCACGGCGGCGCCGCCGUGCUCCUCUCCAACCGCCCCUCCGACCGCCGCCGAUCCAAGUACCAGCUCCUCCGCACCGUUCGGUCAAACAAGGGCGCCGACGACAACAGCUACUCAUGUGUCUUUUUGAGAGAGGACGACGCCGGUGUCGUCGGUGUCGCCCUUUCCAAAGACCUCAUGGGGGUGGCGGGCGAGGCCCUGAAGGUAAACAUCACCACCCUGGGCCCACUCGUCCUCCCCAUCUCAGAACAGGUGAUGUUCUUUCUCACACUUGUCGCGAGGAAGAUUUUCAUAUGUUCUGGGGUCAAGAUAAAGCCCUACAUUCCGGAUUUCAAGAAGGCGUUCGAGCACUUCUGUAUACACGCGGGAGGGAAAGCGGUGCUAGACGCGAUUGAGAAGAAUCUAGAACUUGGGGAGUGGCAUAUGGAACCUUCUAGAAUGACGCUUUACAGGUUCGGGAACACGUCCAGCAGUUCGCUCUGGUACGAACUCGGUUACACAGAGGGGAAAGGGAGGAUCCGAAAGGGAGACCGGGUAUGGCAAAUCGCAUUCGGGUCGGGUUUUAAAUGCAACAGCGCCGUUUGGCGUGCUUUGAAGAAUGUUGAUUCGUCCAUGGAGAAGAACCCAUGGAUGGAUGAGAUUCACCAAUUUCCUGUGCCACUCUGAGGAAAUAAUAGUACCCGAUGAUUUUUUUCUGGAUUCGCCACUUGUACUUACAUGCUUGAUGUCUAAAGAAUUUUCUUCUCAAUGUGAUCCUGCACGUAAAUUAAUAAAGUGAAAUUUGCACUAAAUAGGACUAAAACAU